GGGGUGGGACCGAGUGGCCGCCUUGCCCUCAGCCCGGGUCUCCUUGAGCGACGGGGUUUCAUUUCACCGGAGCGAGACCGAGGCGGUCUGGAAUCGGCCGCGGGCGGCUGACCCGGGAGGGGUGGAGCCGGUGCUCUGGAAUGCCCCAACUUGUUAUCAGAGGACCAGAGUGUUUCUGGACACGCACUGAAUGCCCGCUACUUCCAGGCUUCGAGCUAGGAGCUGUGGGCGAUGCAGGGGUUUGCCUUUUCUGUGGUACAGCAGAGUCCAGUACAUUAUUAUUUACUGACCAGAUUUCCAGCCGGUUCUCGGUGUCACCGUCACUCUUCCCUGGUACCGCAGCACCCAGUUCCCUAGCUUUUAAUAGGAUCAUGGAUUUCCCAGGACACUUUGAACAGAUCUUCCAGCAGCUGAAUUACCAGAGACUUCAUGGCCAGCUGUGUGAUUGUGUUAUUGUGGUGGGGAAUCGGCAUUUUAAAGCUCACCGCUCCGUACUGGCAGCAUGCAGCACGCAUUUCCGAGCCCUGUUCUCAGUAGCAGAGGGAGAUCAGACCAUGAACAUGAUCCAGUUGGAUAGCGAGGUAGUGACAGCAGAGGCCUUUGCCGCACUGAUUGACAUGAUGUAUACCUCCACCCUCAUGCUGGGGGAGAGCAAUGUUAUGGAUGUCUUAUUGGCAGCCUCUCACCUGCAUUUGAACUCUGUUGUUAAGGCAUGUAAACAUUACCUAACAACAAGGACACUGCCCAUGUCUCCCCCCAGUGAGCGCGUUCAGGAGCAGAGUGCCCGCAUGCAGCGCUCUUUUAUGCUGCAGCAGCUGGGUCUAAGCAUCGUGAGCUCAGCCCUCAAUUCCAGCCAGAGUGGGGAGGAGCAGCCGGCCCCCAUGAGCUCAUCGAUCCGCAGUAACCUGGACCAGCGGACACCCUUCCCCAUGAGACGCCUUCAUAAGCGCAAGCAGUCUGCAGAGGAGCGGGCCAGACAGCGCCUCCGGCCCACCAUGGAUGAGUCUGCCAUUUCUGAUGUCACGCCUGAGAAUGGGCCAUCGGGGGUUCAUUCUCGAGAGGAGUUCUUUUCACCAGAUUCUCUGAAAAUUGUGGAUAACCCUAAGGCUGACGGCAUGACCGACAACCAGGAAGACAGUGCCAUCAUAUUUGACCAGUCUUUUGGUGCUCAAGAAGAUGCCCAGGUGCCCAGCCAGUCUGACAACGGUGCCGGCAACAUGGCACAGUUGUCCAUGGCCUCUCGUGCAACUCAGGUUGAGACUAGUUUUGAACAGGAAGCUGUGACUGAAAAAAGCGCUUUUCAGUGUGAAAAUCCUGAGGCCGGCCUUGGUGAAAAGGAGCACAUGAGAGUGGUGGUAAAAUCUGAGCCCCUGAGCUCUCCUGAACCUCAGGAUGAAGUGAGCGAUGUGACCUCACAGGCAGAAGGCAGCGAAUCUGUGGAAGUGGAAGGAGUUGUGGUCAGUGCCGAGAAGAUAGACCUCAGCCCUGAAAGCAGUGACCGGAGUUUUUCAGAUCCCCAGUCUAGCACUGAUAGGGUAGGUGACAUCCAUAUUUUGGAAGUCACAAAUAACCUAGAACAUAAAUCCACUUUUAGCAUUUCAAAUUUUCUUAACAAGAGCAGAGGAAGUAACUUUAGUGCAAAUCAGAACAAUGAUGACAAUAUCCCAAACACCACUAGUGACUGCAGACUGGAAGGCGAGGCCCCCUAUUUGUUGAGUCCAGAGGCUGGGCCUGCAGGAGCGCCCUCCUCAGCCUCUGGCUCUCACGUGGAGAACCCAUUCAGUGAGCCUGCCGACUCCCACUUCGUUAGGCCAAUGCAGGAAGUGAUGGGCCUGCCUUGUGUGCAGACUUCGGGCUACCAAGGAGGAGAACAGUUUGGGUUGGAUUUUUCCAGGUCUGGUUUGGGGCUCCACUCCUCCUUCUCCAGGGUAAUGAUGGGCUCCCCAAGAGGAGGAGCCAGCAACUUUCCAUACUACCGCCGCAUAGCUCCCAAGAUGCCAGUGGUAACUUCUGUCAGAAGCUCACAGAUCCCAGAAAACCCUGCCAGUUCCCAGCUACUGAUGAAUGGGGCCACAUCCUCGUUUGAAAACGGCCAUCCUUCCCAGCCUGGCCCUCCACAGUUGACCAGGGCAUCUGCUGAUGUCCUGUCAAAGUGCAAGAAGGCCUUAUCAGAGCACAACGUCUUGGUUGUCGAGGGAGCUCGCAAGUAUGCCUGCAAAAUCUGCUGCAAGACUUUUCUGACCUUGACUGAUUGCAAGAAGCACAUCCGUGUUCACACAGGUGAGAAACCCUAUGCCUGCCUGAAGUGUGGCAAGAGGUUCAGCCAGUCCAGCCACCUGUAUAAACACUCGAAGACUACCUGCCUGCGCUGGCAGAGCAGCAAUCUCCCCAGCACUUUGCUCUAACCCCAGCUUCUUGAAAUAGUGCCCACGCCGGUUGUAGGACUGAAAUUAAAUCUCAUGGUUGGUGGCUAACGCCAUUAGGUUUAGGCUUCAGGCUGCCCAGUGGCUCUUGCAAGUUUCCACGAGUAAUAAGUAGAGAACUAAUACUCGUAGCGCUUGUGCCCUUGCAUUUCUUUUGAAAUGCGCAUUCUCAGAGGGAUGAGAUCCCUGAAACCAAGUUCUUCCUUAGGAUUGAGUCAGAAAGUAGUUUGCAAUUGAUGUUGUUAAAAGUGGCACAUU
Talpa occidentalis (Iberian mole) is the source of this 2681-nucleotide messenger RNA. It is a transcript of the gene ZBTB5, whose product is annotated as zinc finger and BTB domain containing 5. Gene Ontology annotation, biological process: regulation of transcription by RNA polymerase II. Gene Ontology annotation, molecular function: protein binding; RNA polymerase II cis-regulatory region sequence-specific DNA binding; DNA-binding transcription factor activity, RNA polymerase II-specific. Gene Ontology annotation, cellular component: nucleus. Lineage: Eukaryota; Metazoa; Chordata; Mammalia; Eulipotyphla; Talpidae. The coding region runs from base 141 to 2405 and encodes 754 amino acids. The transcript has 3 exons. The record is from RefSeq and is a predicted model, not a curated record.